Molecule: messenger RNA, 3156 nt
Organism: Metschnikowia bicuspidata var. bicuspidata NRRL YB-4993
Lineage: Eukaryota; Fungi; Ascomycota; Pichiomycetes; Serinales; Metschnikowiaceae
Exons: 1
Biological process (GO): regulation of DNA-templated transcription
Cellular component (GO): Cdc73/Paf1 complex
Molecular function (GO): RNA polymerase II complex binding
Source: RefSeq, a predicted model, not a curated record
AUGGAGGAACCUCUGGACAUUUCGUACUACUUGGGCGCAGGUGCCCCGGAGUCCUUGAAAACGGUGGAAAUCGUGAUCGGCAGUGGGGAUAUUGUCACCAUCGACGAGCUUCCUGAGGACGCUCUGGAACUCGAGACGUUUUUGCAGGCUGAAAGCUGCGCGGUCAAAUACUGGAUUCUUGUGCUGCAAGCAUAUUCCCAGGCUGGGCAAGCCGCAGAUGGGGCUGCGAUUGCCGAAACGGGUCUUCUGAUGGACUACAUGUCUCUGGAAGAUAGAGUGCUUUUGCACUUCACCAUUGCAUGGACGCGCUUGGCGUUGGCAGCGGAAGGAGUUGAAAAAGCCAAAAACAUCGAGCUUGCCAACGAGCACUUGGCACAAACCGGCGACUCCACCACCACGAAUGCGCUCUUGGCGCAAGCACAAGUGCAUUUGCUUACUGACCGUGCGGAUAUUGCUCUCCAGCUCUUUGACAGGCUCUUGAAACAAGACCCCAAUAACUGCUAUGGUCUUCUCGGCAAGGCCCAGAUCACGUUGAGCAAGACCCAAAACUACACCAACGCGUUAAAGCUCUACCAGCAGGUUUUGGUUUCGAACCCUGCGAUGAAGCCCGACCCGCGGCUUGGAAUUGGCAUCUGCUACUGGUUCUUGAAGGAGCGCGAGUUGGCGCUUAGUGCGUGGGAGAGGGUGCUCGAACUUGACCCAAGCAAUUUCAAGGCAAAGCUACUCCUCAACUUGGCCUCAUUCGACGAGGUCUUCACAAACUCUUUAUCGGACGACUUGUUUCUUCAAGGAUACUCCAAGUCACUCAAACAGUUAUCCAGCUUGCAUCUAGAGAAACCGCUGGAUCCUGUCAUUCUCUUGUCACUUUGCUCCUACUACUUUUCAAAGGGGGAUUUCGAUUUGGUGGAAAAGAUCAUUGCCAAGGUCGUGUCUUCGCUCAAUGAGAACGUCAUUACGAGCCUGGCCGGCUCCAAAUUGUCUCCCUUUACCUCCAAGCUUCUCUCCAGCUGCUCGUUCUGGCUCGGGAGAGUGGCAUAUUCUAGGGGAGAUUUCACCCAGUCCCAGAAGAAUUUCCACGAGGCGAUCAGACUCAAUGAAAACAACCUCCUUGCGAAACUAGGAGUCGGCCAAUCUCAGCUCAGCAGAAACCUGACUGAAGAGGCAAUCAUAACAUUUGAGUCUAUCCUAAAGACAAACAGUAAAUGCUUGGAGGUCAUUUACUCUUUGGGGAUACUUUACUCUCAAAGCCCUUCAAGAACGAAACAAGAACAAGCCAUUCAAUUGUUGGAACGAUACAUCAGGUUGUCAAACAACAGAGGUUCCGCUGUGGCCAACAAGAAGGAUGCCGAGGCUUAUUUGAAUAAAGAGCCAAUUGCAUUAAAUGCAUUCUUGACUUUGAGUAAGCUCUAUGAAGGUAGCGAUGUUUCUCAAUCUUUAACGUAUUUGCACAAAGCAGUUGAAUCCAGACAGCAAAUUGGACUAGAUGCUCCCGCUGAGGUCUACAACAACAUGGGUGUUUUCAACUACACAAAGAACAACACUGAGGAUGCAGUUAAGUACCUCGAAACUGCUCUUGCUAAGUUGGAAGACAGCGAAAUUCCCGAAGAAUUGAGAGAGGACUUGAAAAUCCCAAUUUCUUUCAAUUUGGCCAGAACACAGGAAGUCAGUGAUGCGAGCAAGGCAGUGGAGCUCUACAAUAAGUUGCUUGAGGAGUGUCCAGCAUACUUCUCAGCAAAGCUUAGACUCUUAUUCUUAGAUGCUGUUUCAAGCAAUGCCUCGUCUAAACAGGAAAUCGAGAAAGAAAUCAAGGACUUGUUGCAUGAGAAUGCUUCUAACUUGGAAAUAAGAUCCUUUUAUGGCUGGUUCAUCAAGACUUUUGGCAAGAAAUUAGGGUUGAAACCUGAUGCCGACACAACUCAUCAAAAAGAGACCCUAGUUGAAUACGACUCGCACGAUUCAUAUGCAUUGAUAUCUUUGGCCAACAUAUACUGCGUAAUGGCGAAGGAUUUGAAAAACCCACGAGACGAGGAAAAGAAGAAGAAGUACUACAUCAGAGCCCUCGAGCUCUUCACCAAAGUGUUGUCUAUUGAUCCCAAAAACGUGUUUGCAGCACAGGGGUUUGCCAUUGUCUACAUCGAAAAUAAGGAGCUUGCUCAAGGCUUGGAUAUUUUGAGAAAAAUCAGAGAUUCGUUGAACGACAUGUCUGUGUAUCUCAACUUGGGCCACGUUUUGACAGAAAUGAAGCAAUACUCAAAAGCCAUUGAAAGCUAUGAAAUUGCUCUGACUCGAUACGCUAAUGGCCAAGACGCAAAGAUUUUGGGUUUCCUUGGCCGCGCAUGGUAUUUGAGAGGUUUGGCUGAGAAAAACCUUCUCUACUUAAAGAAAGCUCUUGAAUAUUCCAAGGAGGCUUUGAAACAUGCGACUGGCGUCGCAAGCCCGUAUAUCUUCAACGUGGCUUUCAUACAGUUUCAGAUCGCGGAGUUUAUAAGCAAGCAAUCGGUUGAAAAUCGAUUGACUGACGACAUUGUUGACGCAAUUGCUGACUUGAAUAAUGCAAUCGAGAGUUUGAACGCUUUGUCUUCCGAAGAUGAGAAGCAUGCACCAUACCCACAAUCCGAGUUGAAGGCCAGAGCUAAUUUGGGAUCCACUUUACUCAGCCGGUUGAACACUUGCUUGGAUGAAACGAAAGAGAAUGUCUCACAGCUCAACGCAAAGCUAGAGGAAGCCAAGAAGUUGAGAGAGGAGGAAGAGACCAAGCGAGCACAAGAACUUGAAGCUGCGUUGGCAGAAGAAAAAGCGCGAAAUGAGGCUUUGGCCUUGGAAAGAAUCAAGUUGCAAGAGCAGGCGCAACAGUGGGCAGAGGAAGCCCGUGCUACUAUCGCCGCCAAUGACUCUGAUGAUGACAAAAUGUUUGACGAGGAAAGCGAGAAAGGGAAGAAGUCUGCCAAGAAGGGAGGCAAGAAGAAGGGUAAAGGCAAGAAGAAGGAUUUCAUCAAUGACAGUGACGAGGACAACGUGUCGGAACCGGACGUGGAGUCCGAUGCCCCAUCUGACAAGGGCGAGGAGGCGCCCACAAAGAAGAAGACUCCCACGCAAAAGAAGGGGGUGAAGAGAAAGAGAAGGGCUAUCGUUGACGAAGACGAAGAAGAAAAUGAC